CGGUGGGCAUAAAUAUGUCGUCCUUUCAUCGCGCAUUGGUACUUUUAGUUUUUACAUCGUUUUGCCCCCUAUUGUCAUAUAUAAUAUAAAUUAUAUACUACCAAUAGUAUUUGUUAAUACGGUUUACAUGAGUUAUUAAUUAAUUUAUUAGCCCGCAAUCAUCAACGAAUAACAAUAAAUUGAAGUAUCUAGUUUCAAAAUAAUCCGUUAAGACAGCGCUGGGACUCAUAUAGGAAAGAAUUUCCUCGAACCCCGCAUUAUACGUUUGUUUUUCUAGCCACGUUAUCAGUACUCAUAUUAUUUAGUCCUGCCUUCCUCACAAUGAAAUAUACUAAUAUCCUGUAUGUAUAUAAUUAUGUUAUACUUAUCUGUAUGUCCUAGUCCGUAAUGUAUAAUGCACUCUUAGAUCUAUAAUGUAUGUAUUGCACAGAAACCAGAUAAUACAUGAUGUAGGUACUUGGUACUAUACAGAUGACAUAAUAUAAUUAUUUUAUAGGACAAUAAUUGAACAAUAAUAAAUAUUCAGGAUAUAAUUUUUUGUCACUAAAUUAAUUAAUUAAUUUUUAAAUGGAUUCAAUUAAUGGUACGGAUAUCAUAAAAGUGGAAGGAGAAUCAGACGAUGGUGUAUACAUCCGACCUUCCAAAAAAAAAGUAAGUAUUAUUGUUUAAAGAUAGUUAAUAUUGUUAUUUACAUUACAAAAUAUUUUUGUCAUUUUUAAACAGAUAAUGACAUCUCAAAUUGUUACAAAUGACGAGUUAACAAACUUGAUCCAAGAACGUUUGGCAAAUAGACGUACUGGUGAACGUACAGAAUUUGCAAAUCAACUGGCUAGAAAAUUAAUUAAAAAGUAAUAAGAUGAAUAGUUUACAAUAGAUAUUUUGUAGAAAUGUGUUAUAUUAUAUAACACAUUAAUACUAUAAUUUGUACUUACUGAUAAUGGCAACUGCUGCAGAUGAAGUCAGCUAAUAUCACUGACAAAUUUACAGGGGGAGGAGAUCCAGGGUUCUAAUCCCCUGAAACCGAUAUAAUUUUAAUAAAAUGUAUCCAAUAAAGAGGCAUCUAUUAAUAGAUAGCUUCAAAAUAAAUUUUUCAGAACCCCUCCCAGAAAAAUGUUAAGAAUCCGGUACUGUCUAAUACUAGUAACCCGAUUUAUUAAUAAAUUCAGUAUAUUUGUGAUAAUUAUAUGAUAAUUAAAUAAAUGAGUAUAAAAGCAAAAAGGUAUUUUUAAAAUUUAGUUAAUAUUAGUUAAUAUUUACCAAGUAUUGGCAUAUAAAAUUUCUAAAAGUUGAAAAAACCAUGUCUAAAGGAAACAAAUAUGUUACACUGUGAAUGCGAUAUAACUUAUAUUCUAUACACAUAUCAUAUAUUUUUAUUCAUUGCUCAUGAAGUUUUGCUAGAUAAAUAACAGUUGUUUUAUAUUUUCAUGACCUUGUAUUUAUUAAUUAUUACUAUCAUUAAGCAAAUAUUAAAAUAAAAAUAACCAAAUGAAUAUAUAUUAUGUAUUACAUGUUUACAUUUCAAUAUUUUAAACUAUAUUUUAUUUUUGUUUAUGUUUAGAUUGCAUGAUAAAGAUGAAAAAAUUCGAAAAAUUAAAGGCAAAAAAAAUAGAGAAAUUGCUGAAAUUAAGGACGAAAAAAGUAUGUUAAAUAACAAAUAUUUAUAAAAUAAAUCUAUUAUUAAUUUUCAACAUUGUUUUAGGUGGUCAUUUAAAUUUGGAAGUAAUUAAAGAAGAUGUUAUAUUAAAAUCUGAUACAUUUGGUGAUUCAGAUUUAGAGGAUACUCCAACUGUUGUCUUGCCUAAAAAGUCUGUUAAGGUUUGUAAGUUAAUAUUUGAUUAGUAACUUGUCGGGUUAAUAUGCUUUUAUUUUAGAAAAAACGUGAAAUAACAAGUAUGACUGACAAAGAAAUUGCUAUUACAAUUUUAAAUUGUAAAAAAAAUUCAGAAGAAAAUAAAUCUUUAAUAGAUAAAAAAGUUGCAAGCAGAUUUACAUCCACACUUAAAUCACGAUUAGCCAACAAGUAAGUAAUAAUGUGUAAUUAAUUAUCAAAAUAAAUAACUAAUAUUAUGUUAUUUUCAGAUUAAAAAAGAAUCAAAAUUCUUCAAAUAAAUAAUUUUUAUUUAAGGGGCUGAGUGCAAUCAUAGGCCUAUUAGUUAAAUUGGUAGACAAGUGCAACUACUAGAUCUAUCUUGUUAUGCAUUUAAAUGAAAAAUAUUUCUAUUAUGUACAAUUUUGUGCAAUAAUCUGAUAAUUUUGUAUUUCCAUACUUACUUUAACUUUAAAAUUUUAUUUAAAAUAGCAGUUUUAAAUUAUUACAAUUACAGAAUUCAGAGUAGUAUAAACCAUUACUUGAACUAAAUAAUAAUAUAGUGAAUGGAAUUCAUAUGUAAGUUUAUAUUUACAUUUUAUGAUUUUAAAAUUAGUUAUUUUAUUUGCUCUAAAUAUUUUACAGAAGUGGAUUUACCUGUUUGUUGCACUCAGCUCCACGAUUGGAAGAAAUAUAUUUUACAAACAUUGUUAUUUUUUUUUAUUUAAUUUUAAAAAUACCAAAUUGUAAUGUGUAUGUGAAUUUUUCCCUCCAAUCACACUUUUAAAAGUUUUUCAAAUUUAUUUAUCAAUUUCAAUUCAUAAAAUCACUGAUUGCACUAUUAUUUGGAGAGAAGAGUAAAAAUCGCAUGGUUUUACUUAUUCUGCAUAAGCUAUGUUUUUGCAUGUUACCCGGUAGUUGGACUAAGUAUAUGCUGAUAUAAUGUCCUCUAAGUUUCAACAAAAACAAAACAUUUUCCUAUGAAAGUAUGUUUGUGUAUUUUAUAUACUAAUAAAAAAUAUAUUAUAAAUACAAUGUUUACCUUGUGUUUAUU
Molecule: messenger RNA, 2861 nt
Organism: Cinara cedri
Lineage: Eukaryota; Metazoa; Arthropoda; Insecta; Hemiptera; Aphididae
Source: the annotation of a GenBank genome assembly